CAGUCAGUCCUGUGUUGAACCGCUUGUGUGACAGUCAACCAGUCAGUCAACCAAUAUUCUUUCAUCCAGCAACCCAACCAGUCAUUCAAUCAUCCAGUCAGUCAUCCAUUUUUUUUUUAUACAAGAGAAUGGUAUUGUUUCCUAUCCCUCGUGUCCUCCUCCUCCUUUUCCUCCUCCUCCCCCUCUUCCUCUUCGUCAAUAUGUCUCUCUGCUUCAAUAUUCCUCCUCCUCCUCCCCCUUCUCUCCUCCAUACCUCCCCUGCUCCUCAUCCCUGGCAUCCUCCUCCUCCUCCUCCUGCUCUUCCUCAUUUAUCUUCCUUGUUUCAUCCUCCUCCUCCUCCUCCUUCUCCUUCUGUUUCUCCUUCUUCUGUAUCUUCUAUUCCUCCUUCCUCCUCCUCCUCCUCUACUUCCCUUCCUUCUUCUCCCUCUCCCUCUUCUUCCUCCUUCUCUACCUCUUUUCCCUCCUCCUCAUCCUCAUCUUUCCCUACCACAAUCAUCACCACCACCACCACCACCCAACACUCCCACGUACCACCACACAUUCUAGCACUCCUUGAUCAACUCCAACCCUACAACACCACCACCACCACCACCACCUCCACCACUGGCUGCCUCCCCCCUCUACCCCGCUCCGCCACCCCCCUCCCGGUACUGAGUUUGGGCCCUAUAUCGGAAGGGUUCCAAUACGCUGUGCCGUUGAUAAGGGUUCCCAGCAUGCAGGAAUUCACCAUCUGUCUGAGAUUCCAAGCCGAAAACACCACUACAGCGAACUUCCUCCUGUCCUACGCAACAAGGGGCCAAGACAACGCAAUGGUAGUCUUCGUGAGCCCCUCGGCCCGGCCUGGCGUGGGGGUGUACGUGAACAACCAGCGGGCGAAGGGCAGGAUCGAGGUGCUGGAGGGCGUGUGGUACGGGCUGUGUGUGUCCUGGGCGGCGGAUACUGGCAAGGUGGUCAUGUUCGUUGAUGGGGAGAAAGUUAUGGAGAAAAAGAAGUGCACGGGCUGCGAGGUGGCCGGAGACGGGGUGGUCGUGAUCGGCGUGGAACAGGACACAAGGGGGGGUGGCUUCAAGGCUGCUCAGGUCUCCCACGCCCUUGUAACGUCUCUGAACCUAUGGGCUACGGCGCUUCCCUACCCGAGACUUGUGUACCAUUCGCAGUGUUUUGGGCAGAAGGAGCAGGAGGAGGAGGAGGAGGAGGAGGGGAUGAAAGAAGAGCAACUGGACGAGGAAGAAGAAGAGGAGGAGAGAGAGGAGGCGAAAGAAGAGGAACUGGAAGAAAGGAAAGAUUUAGAGACUGACGAGGCGAAGAAAGAGGAAGAGGAGGAGAGAGAGGAGGCAAAAAAAGAGGAACUGGUAGAAAGGAAAGAUUUAGAGACUGACGAGACGAAGAAAGAGAAGAAGAAAGAGGAAGAGGAGGAGGAGGAGGAGGAAGAGGAGAGGAUAAUCUCAUGGGGUAAAACGCCUCUUGCUGUCAUGGGAGGAGCUCUAUUGAUACCUCUCCUGCCUCCGUGAUAGAUAAAUAGAUAGAUAGAUAGUGUUACGAAAUAAGUCCCUUUCUAAUGCUCAUAUGGGUACAGAAUGCCACGAAAUAACUCCCGAAUACUUAAUGAUGCCAAAUAAACCCCUUAAACAAAUAAAUAGAUAGAUAAAAGUGUUGCCAAAUAGGUCCCUUUCGAAUGCUCAUAUGGGUACAGAAGGCCACGAAAUAACUCCCGAAUACAGAAUGCUGCUAAAUAAAUCCCUUUCCUACACAUAUAGAUAGACAGAUAGAUAAUGUUGCCAAAUAAGUCCCCUUUUAAUGCUCAUAUAGGUACAGAAUACCACGAAAUAACUCCUGAAUACUGAAUGCGCUACGAAAUAAGUCCCUUUCUUAGACCAAUUAUAGAUAAAAUUAUAGAUACAAAUAAAGACAGAUCUCUG
Messenger RNA from Eriocheir sinensis (Chinese mitten crab), 1919 nucleotides. RefSeq lists its product as uncharacterized. The transcript is spliced from 3 exons. NCBI's taxonomy places the organism in Eukaryota, Metazoa, Arthropoda, Malacostraca, Decapoda, Varunidae. The coding region runs from base 129 to 1511 and encodes 460 amino acids. The record is from RefSeq and is a predicted model, not a curated record.